GUUAGCCUCAGGAGAAGGGUUGUGGUAUGGGGUUCAGAAGGGAGAAAGCUUAAGGAGAAGGGUGUGAAGCAUGGUCAGGGCCUGAAACUCUCUCCAUCUUCAGCUCCAGGGGCCUGGCCAUACCAAAAAAACAUAGGCAAGAAUGACAUCUAAGCAGCAGAGAAGCACAUCCAUUGAACAGACAAAGCCACAGGAAAGAGAUUUGCUAAUCACUGAGACCCUGUGGGAGCAGGUGCUAAUGGCCUUCAAAGGAAUACAAAAGGAGCUUCAGGAAGAUGCUCGGAUUCGAGGCAUGAGUACCCGUUCCGUGGCACUCGCCCCACCUGUCCCCCCCAAGACUGGAAGCUUCAAGCCUCCAUCUCUCUCUACACACAUCCCCAAAUAAGAAUCACAGCUCAAAUUCUGGAGAGAAGUCAUCGGAAGUCCAUUCCUACACCCCAAGGAUGCAACCCCGUGACCAACCAGCCUUCUACACUAGACUUUAAACUUUGUCACCAAGGAAUGUCUCCUGUGUUUCUUCCAGGGCCCGGCUCAGUCGCCUGAUACUCGAAGGCAGUGAGACAAAGGCAGUGAGACAGACACCAUCAUUACCAGAAUCUACCAGCAGCAACUGUGAACUUGGACAUCACUUGAAAGCCAGGCACAUCCUAACUGCCAAGCAAAGAAUCCAGCAGCUAAACAAUGGAGGAAAUAAAUGUGAUGUAAAACAAAGACCUUGAACAAAUAAACACAGGAUAUUAAAUAACUCUGAGGCAUAGCAUGUAAUCCUAUGGAGUAAGAAUAUGUCACACAGCCAAUGCAACUAUAAGUCACUAGAGCGAUAUAAAAGUCAAAGGACAACCUAAGAAGGAGGAGGAGGAGGAAGAGAAGGAA
Molecule: messenger RNA, 873 nt
Organism: Mus caroli (Ryukyu mouse)
Lineage: Eukaryota; Metazoa; Chordata; Mammalia; Rodentia; Muridae
Source: RefSeq, a predicted model, not a curated record